UGAUCUCUCUGACUGUAUCUGAAAAAUCAACGAUAUUGUAGCUAACUAACUCCGAGCUCGGUGUUCACGGCGUUCUUAGGAAUUCCAUCUCCGGAGUGAGUCCGAUACUCGUCUUUCUCCGAUUUUGAAGCCGUCAAUCUUCUUUUAUCAGGCACGACUCUUAUUCUUCCUCCUUUUCCAUUUUAUCCUGUAAAUGAUGAUGCUGUAUAUUCUAGCUUAUCGUCAUUAAUAUGGUUUUCUUUGAUCCGGUUGCUAAAUUUGAUAGUGGAAUUCUCUUUUUCUGUAAUUUAUGUCUUGUCUGUCUCGAAUUUGUGAUCAGCAUUUUGGAGUUGUAUCUGAAAUUGGAGUGAAGGAAAUACCUAGGCGUAGGUUUUCUUGGCAAGAUUGUGGCGGUGAGAUUAUGGAUGGGAAUAAGGACGAAGGUUUAAGAUGUAUUCGUAUAGCGGAAGAAGCAAUUGCAUCGGGCAAUAAAGAGCGAGCAUUAGGAUUUAUUAAAAUUGCCCGGCGCCUUAAUCGGAGUUUGCGAGUUGAUGAGCUUUUGACGGCUUGGGAAGAAAUCGACUCAGGAUUACCUUCUUCGUCCUCUGAUGAGAAACGCGCGGGAAAAGUUGAGAGUGUUUUUGGAUGGGUGAAACAUGUGGAUGGUUUGAGUGGGGAACGUAAUUACGCUAUAGAACACGUUCAAUUGGUUAGGCAGAUAAACGCAACCAAGGACUAUUACAGAAUUCUUGGCGUGGAUAACGCUAGUUCUGCUGAAUAGAUUUAAGUUGUAACAAAUUAACUCCUAGAUCCCACAUAGGUUGCGAAGCAUUUUUUAUAAAGAUGUGGAAAUUUCUCCCUAGCUCAACAUUUUAAAAACAUUGAGCUGAAACUCGAA
Messenger RNA from Cucurbita pepo subsp. pepo (vegetable marrow), 877 nucleotides. The record is from RefSeq and is a predicted model, not a curated record. NCBI's taxonomy places the organism in Eukaryota, Viridiplantae, Streptophyta, Magnoliopsida, Cucurbitales, Cucurbitaceae.